AUGGGUCGGGAGUCACGCCACUAUCGAAAGCGAUCAGCAUCACGUGGGCGCUCUGGAAGUCGAUCUAGAAGUCGUUCUCCCUCCGACAAAAGAAGUAAACGUGGAGAUGACAGACGGUCUAGAAGUAGAGACAGAGACAGAAGGAGAGAGAGAUCUCGUAGCAGGGAUAAAAGAAGAUCUCGGUCAAGAGACAGGAAGCGUCUGAGGUCAUCUGAUUGUGACUCAAGAAAUUCAGCUCGACCAAAAACUCUUAAGCAGUGUUUUAAGUUUAGAAAUCUUGAGUUAUCUUCUCUCUACCAAAGAGAACCCUUUAAAGCUACUGAGAAAGGCAUGGAUCCCAAGCUCCGCUCAUGCUCUUCCUUAAUGAUGGUCUUGGAAUCAUCUAGAUCCAAAGAAAAAACAGAAGGUGGGGAAAGUUCUAAAGAGAAGAAAAAAGACAAAGAUGACAAAGAGGAUGAAAAAGAAAAAGAUGCUGGUAACUUUGAUCAGAAUAAGCUCGAAGAAGAAAUGAGAAAGCGAAAAGAAAGAGUAGAAAAAUGGCGUGAAGAGCAACGUAAAAAGGCCAUGGAAAAUAUAGGGGAACUGAAGAAGGAAAUUGAAGAGAUGAAGCAGGGGAAAAAAUGGAGUUUAGAAGAUGAUGAUGAUGAUGAAGAUGAUCCUGCAGAAGCCGAGAAGGAAGGAAAUGAAAUGGAGGGUGAGGAAUUAGAUCCAUUAGAUGCUUACAUGGAAGAAGUGAAAGAGGAAGUAAAAAAGUUCAACAUGAGAAGUGUAAAAGGUGGUGGAGGAAAUGAAAAGAAGUCUGGACCAACUGUUACAAAAGUUGUCACUGUUGUGACUACCAAAAAAGCAGUUGUUGAUUCUGAUAAGAAGAAAGGUGAGCUCAUGGAGAAUGACCAGGAUGCCAUGGAGUAUUCUUCAGAGGAGGAAGAAGUUGAUCUUCAGACUGCCCUUACAGGCUAUCAGACAAAACAGAGGAAACUUCUAGAGCCAGUUGAUCAUGGAAAAAUUGAAUAUGAACCGUUUAGAAAAAAUUUUUAUGUUGAAGUUCCAGAACUAGCAAAAAUGUCUCAAGAGGAGGUGAAUGUAUUUCGAUUGGAAAUGGAGGGCAUUACAGUCAAGGGAAAAGGUUGCCCCAAACCAAUUAAAUCUUGGGUCCAGUGUGGAAUUUCCAUGAAGAUCUUAAAUUCCCUCAAAAAACAUGGCUAUGAAAAACCCACGCCAAUUCAGACCCAAGCGAUUCCUGCCAUAAUGUCUGGACGAGACUUGAUUGGCAUUGCCAAGACAGGAAGUGGAAAGACUAUUGCUUUUCUGUUGCCCAUGUUUAGACACAUCAUGGAUCAGAGGUCAUUAGAAGAAGGAGAGGGACCAAUAGCUGUCAUCAUGACUCCAACUCGAGAACUGGCUCUCCAGAUUACUAAAGAAUGUAAGAAGUUUUCCAAGACUCUGGGACUUAGAGUGGUCUGUGUUUAUGGAGGAACAGGAAUCAGUGAGCAGAUUGCUGAACUGAAAAGAGGUGCUGAAAUUAUUGUUUGCACACCUGGUCGAAUGAUUGACAUGUUAGCAGCUAACAGUGGUCGGGUCACAAAUCUUAGAAGGGUGACAUAUGUUGUUUUAGAUGAAGCAGACAGAAUGUUUGACAUGGGGUUUGAACCACAGGUCAUGCGCAUUGUGGAUAAUGUCCGUCCUGAUCGACAGACAGUUAUGUUUUCAGCUACUUUCCCGAGAGCUAUGGAAGCUUUGGCUCGCAGAAUCCUGAGUAAGCCCAUUGAAGUGCAGGUUGGAGGCAGAAGCGUGGUUUGCUCAGAUGUGGAACAACAAGUGAUUGUGAUUGAAGAAGAAAAGAAAUUCUUGAAGUUACUUGAGCUUUUAGGUCAUUAUCAAGAAUCAGGAUCUGUCAUCAUAUUUGUGGACAAGCAGGAACAUGCUGAUGGUCUUCUGAAAGAUUUAAUGAGAGCAUCGUAUCCUUGCAUGUCUCUUCAUGGAGGUAUUGAUCAAUAUGACAGAGAUAGCAUCAUAAAUGACUUUAAAAAUGGGACCUGCAAACUUCUUGUGGCCACUUCUGUUGCUGCUCGAGGCCUAGAUGUGAAACACCUGAUUCUUGUAGUAAAUUACAGCUGCCCAAACCAUUAUGAAGAUUAUGUCCACAGAGCAGGACGAACCGGAAGAGCAGGCAACAAAGGCUAUGCCUAUACUUUUAUCACAGAAGAUCAAGCUCGUUAUGCUGGUGACAUAAUAAAAGCCCUUGAAUUGUCAGGGACCACAGUGCCUCCUGAUCUGGAAAAACUUUGGAGUGAUUUUAAAGAUCAACAGAAAGCUGAGGGGAAAAUAAUUAAAAAGAGUAGUGGGUUCUCUGGUAAGGGAUUCAAGUUUGAUGAAACAGAACAAGCUUUGGCUAAUGAAAGGAAGAAGUUACAAAAAGCAGCUCUUGGUCUGCAAGAUUCAGAUGAUGAGGAUGCUGCUGUUGAUAUUGAUGAGCAAAUUGAAAGCAUGUUUAAUUCAAAGAAGAGAGUGAAGGAUAUGGCUGCCCCUGGAACGUCUAGUGUUCCUGCUCCCACUGCAGGAAAUGCUGAGAAAUUAGAAAUUGCUAAGAGAUUGGCUCUGAGAAUAAAUGCUCAGAAGAAUUUGGGCAUCGAGUCUCAGGAUGUGAUGCAGCAGGCCACCAAUGCAAUUCUCAGAGGUGGUACCAUCCUGGCUCCCACUGUGUCUGCAAAAACCAUAGCAGAGCAGCUUGCUGAAAAGAUCAAUGCCAAGCUGAAUUAUGUACCUUUAGAGAAACAAGAAGAAGAGAGACAGGAUGGUGGACAGAAUGAAUCUUUUAAGAGAUAUGAGGAAGAAUUAGAAAUCAAUGACUUUCCACAGACUGCUAGGUGGAAAGUUACCUCUAAGGAAGCACUGCAGAGGAUCAGUGAAUAUUCUGAAGCUGCAAUUACAAUCAGAGGGACAUACUUCCCUCCUGGCAAAGAGCCCAAGGAAGGAGAGCGGAAAAUUUACUUGGCAAUUGAAAGUGCCAAUGAACUGGCUGUGCAGAAAGCGAAAGCAGAAAUCACCAGGCUUAUAAAAGAAGAACUGAUUCGACUGCAAAAUUCAUACCAACCAACCAACAAAGGAAGAUACAAAGUCUUAUAG
Chrysochloris asiatica (Cape golden mole) is the source of this 3126-nucleotide messenger RNA. RefSeq names its product DEAD (Asp-Glu-Ala-Asp) box polypeptide 46 (gene DDX46). Gene Ontology annotation, biological process: mRNA splicing, via spliceosome. NCBI's taxonomy places the organism in Eukaryota, Metazoa, Chordata, Mammalia, Afrosoricida, Chrysochloridae. The transcript has 24 exons. Gene Ontology annotation, molecular function: ATP binding; RNA helicase activity; nucleic acid binding. The record is from RefSeq and is a predicted model, not a curated record. Gene Ontology annotation, cellular component: nucleus. Bases 1 to 3126 code for a protein of 1041 amino acids.